Messenger RNA from Nymphaea colorata (pocket water lily), 1467 nucleotides. RefSeq names its product fasciclin-like arabinogalactan protein 8. Bases 42 to 1370 code for a protein of 442 amino acids. The transcript has a single exon. Gene Ontology annotation, cellular component: plasma membrane. Lineage: Eukaryota; Viridiplantae; Streptophyta; Magnoliopsida; Nymphaeales; Nymphaeaceae. The record is from RefSeq and is a predicted model, not a curated record.
UCAAACCUAUCAACUCAGUAUCGAUUUCUGCUCCUACCAAAAUGAAAAUGGACUUUGAAUUCCCUACGUUCAGGCCUGUCCUCCUCUUGCUCUUCCUCUUUCUCUCCACCGCGACAUCCUUUAACAUAACUAGCAUCCUCGGCAAUUUCCCCGACUUCAGCGUCUUCAAUAGCUACCUCACGCAGACCGGCCUUGUCGUUGACAUCAAUUCUCGCAGCACCAUCACUGUCCUCGCCACCAACAACGAUGCAAUCUCUGUUCUCUCAAACCGGAACCUCCCGGUGGAUUCCAUUAAAAGGAUCAUCAGCUUGCACGUGGUCCUUGAUUACUAUGACCAAAGCAAGCUGAAGCAAUUCUCCGGCAAGUCGAACCUUCUCACCACCUUGUUCCAAACCACUGGCACUGCCACCAACCAGGAGGGCUUCCUGAACGCCACCUACCUGAACUCCGGCGACAUCAUGUUCGGCUCCGGCGUCCGCGGAUCUGGCCUAACAUCUAAGUUCGUAAAAGUGGUUGCCGCGGAGCCGUAUAACAUAUCAAUCAUUCAGAUCAGCAGCGUCAUCAUCCCCCCGGGGUUCGAGAAUGCUUCGACGCCGACCUCUCAGGUGAACAUCACUUCUACUCUACUGAGCUCUGGAUUCCAAUCCUUCGCGGAUCUGCUGCAAUCUACGGGGGCAAUUCAGACAUAUCUGGGCGCUGAAAAUAAUGGGUUGACAGUAUUUGCACCCGGAGAUAAAGCCAUUCAAGUUAUACCGUCCAAUCUAACAGACGAUGAGAGGAGAUCACUUGCUUUAUACCACGCUGUUAGCGGCUACCACCCAAUGCAGUACUUGAAUAAGGUGACUGGACCCUUGAGUACGCUUGCCUCCAACGGCAAUUCAAAUUUUCAAAUUACCGUUAAGACCGACGCUCAAAAGGUGACCCUCAACUCGGGCCUGAAUACCGUUAAUGUCGGUCGCACCAUUCUAGACCAGCAGCAGAUUGCCAUCUACGCCAUCGACGCCGCUCUCCAGCCGCCGGAAAUCUUCGCAUCCAACGGUACGCUGCCUCCGCCGUCUAAUGCACCGCCGACCCCACCUACGCCGGCUGCACCUGCUCCAACUUCACCCUCUCCUUCUGCACCAAGUCCAGUGCCAUCCAGUGGAAGCCCACCUUCAGACUCUGGACCUACUUCUUCACCUGCCGCAUCCCCGCCUGCGCCGCCAACUGCAGAAACACCAGCAGCCGAUAGCCCAGCCGCCAAUGGACCACCUGCCGGCGCUAAACCGCUAACUCCGGCGCCUUCUCCACCAGAUGCUUCCUCGGCCUCACGUUUAUAUAGUUAUUGCUUCGCUGCUGUCUUGAGCAUCUUCUACUGCAUUGUUGUGUGAUUGAUGUUGGCAACUUAGCUUUUGGUUGCAGAUUGAAAGUUUUUGUAGUAGUAAUUCCCUUUUUAAUUUUGAAAUGAAGUCCCCCUGUUUGGUCUGA